UGGUAUGUAUAUUUAGCAUAUGAUGGGCUCGGAAUUCAUCAUAUAAUGGCUGAUGACUGCCUUCUAAACAAUGUCAUCUAUCUACCUUGUAAAAUGUUUUGGUGUUUGAUAAAUCCUACAGAGUGGCCUUUUAAACUUCCACUUCACUUUAAAAAUGGUUCAACUCAUGUGGCUAUGCCUAGAGUGUGCGAGAUAGCUAAAUAUAUAUCGAAGGGAGAUUUUAAAAGGCUAAACAUUCCCACUGUUUGUUGACCAAACUUUGUCAAUAGUCUGGUCCAUGGUAAGGACAAGUAUUUCUCAUAACUUGAAAGAACAAAUGUAAAACUAAUCCAUAACUUUUGAACAUUUGCCCAAAUCACCAUAUAGGUGAGCAGUUAAACAAAGUUAUGAAUAGACGUUUGUGAGAUGAGGAUCACCUCUAUAUUUUUACUAUAUUUGAAAUACUAUCUUAUUCUAUGUACUUGGAAUACUCCAAUUAUGACAUAUUCCCUAAUACACUUAUUUUCUUUCUCUCUUUCUCUUUUAGGGAAGAGCAGUACGAAGAAGAAGAAGAAGUGACUGAGGAAAUGGAAGAGGCUGAAGAGGUUAAUGAACCUGAGGCCGAGGCAGAGCCCGAACCCGAACCUGAACCUGAACCCGAACCCAAACCUGAACCCGAGCCACCAAAGCCAGCGCCUCCUAAGCGGAUCACUCCAAGCUCAAGAUUUCAUACUGAGGUUACCGCUAAAAAAAGUAGCAAGAUCUCGGCAUCUCGCAAACUCCACCUGAAGAUCCUAAUGCUUGCUAAAGCCAAAGAAGACCUGGAAAAAGAAAUCGAGGAAAGGAAUGAAGAGAAAGAAAAAUUCCUAGCAGAACGUGUACCUCCCCUCAACCUCCACGGCCUUUCCAUAACUGAAUUGCAAAAUUUGUGCAAAGAACUGCAUCAAAGAAUUGAGAUUGUUGAUGAAGAAAGGUACGACAUUGAGUUUAAAGCUGGCAAGAACAGUUAUGAGAUUCAUGAUUUGUCCCUGAAAAUUCUUGAUCUUCGCGGGAAGUUUAAGCGACCUCCUUUACGUAGGGUCCGUGUUUCAGCUGAUGCAAUGUUGCGUGCUUUGUUGGGAUCCAAGCACAAAGUAUCUAUGGAUCUGAGAGCCAACCUGAAGUCAGUCAAAAAGGAUGAUACAGAAAAGGAACGCAAUGUUGAAGUAAGUGACUGGCGUAAGAAUGUGGCAGCCAAGUCAGGCAUGGAAGGCAGAAAGAAGAUGUUUGAUGCUGCCACUACCCAGUAAUUCACAUGGAAUAUUGCAAGUUUUAUGAAAGCAUAAACCAGUCACUUUACUCUUUACUCUGCAGUGUUUGGUUUAUCAGUUUUCUGACACGGUAAAAUACUUUGAUUAAUUGUUUUCAAUUUCUCAAUCUUCCUCCUGAAUUUCAGGUGCAGUAUUAAACUUCUUGCAAUUAUGGUGACUUCAGAUAGGAAAUAAUAGACUUUCACAUGAUCUGUUUAGAAUUACUUGCUUUCCUGUAACUAAAAGUGAGAAGUAAAACAAUUCCUUUUAACU
This is a messenger RNA of Hypanus sabinus (Atlantic stingray), 1541 nucleotides long. RefSeq names its product troponin I, slow skeletal muscle-like. The transcript is spliced from 8 exons. Bases 456 to 1268 code for a protein of 270 amino acids. Lineage: Eukaryota; Metazoa; Chordata; Chondrichthyes; Myliobatiformes; Dasyatidae. The record is from RefSeq and is a predicted model, not a curated record. Gene Ontology annotation, cellular component: troponin complex. Gene Ontology annotation, biological process: muscle contraction.